Schistosoma intercalatum is the source of this 537-nucleotide messenger RNA. NCBI's taxonomy places the organism in Eukaryota, Metazoa, Platyhelminthes, Trematoda, Strigeidida, Schistosomatidae. The record is from the annotation of a GenBank genome assembly.
AGACAAACUAAAAUACUAUCAGUUGAUAUCUAUAAAACCUUGGCCUUUAACGAAAUGGUUUUGUGCGCAAUUUGUUCAAUUGAAACUUCCAAGUACAAAUGUCCGAGGUGUAUUGCACCAUAUUGCUCACUUGCCUGUUACCAAAAACAUAAACAAAAUGAGUGCAAACCGGAAACCUGUGUACCAAGGGUUGUGCAUGCUACUGUCGAACGAGAGGAUGAGAUGGUCGACUAUGUUCCGAAGAAAAUUUUAGAAGGCUUAAAAUACUCGGAUAAAAUUCGAGAUCUACUGAAGAACCCUCAUCUCCGGAGUCUGCUUCGAUUUUUGAAUGAUACAAAUAAACCGUACUCUGCAUUGGAAAAUGUUAUGCGUGAACCUAUUUUCGUCGAAUUUUCAGAUGAAUGCCUUAAGAUUGUAGACUCAAACUUAUAGAUCCAAUAUACUAUUUCUAAUAUUUUUUUAAAUAAUUUCCCAAUUGUUUUCAAAUACAAAAACUUGAACAUGGUUCAUUCUCUUGUGACUGAAUUGUUAUGAAAG